This is a messenger RNA of Anarrhichthys ocellatus (wolf-eel), 3200 nucleotides long. RefSeq names its product LIM homeobox 4 (gene lhx4). Gene Ontology annotation, molecular function: RNA polymerase II transcription regulatory region sequence-specific DNA binding; DNA-binding transcription factor activity, RNA polymerase II-specific; zinc ion binding. Gene Ontology annotation, biological process: neuron differentiation; regulation of transcription by RNA polymerase II. Gene Ontology annotation, cellular component: nucleus. Lineage: Eukaryota; Metazoa; Chordata; Actinopteri; Perciformes; Anarhichadidae. Bases 177 to 1346 code for a protein of 389 amino acids. The transcript is spliced from 6 exons. The record is from RefSeq and is a predicted model, not a curated record.
UUAGGGAUAGAGGCUUGUCGGGACAGCGAGGAGAGCUCACCCUUCGGAGAGGAGAGAGGCCUCGACAUCAGCACCAUCAUACUUUUUUUUUUUUUUCUCCAGAAGACAGGACGGGGGAGUGUGCCCACCGUGUUGCGGGUGUAUGUGCAUGCGUUUGCCUCCCGGUUUGGAUCACGAUGAUGCAAAGUGCGGCGGUCCUACCGACAGAGAGUCCCGUGAAGAGUUUACCGGAGAUUCUCGGAGUGCCACUGCAACAGAUUCCUCAGUGUGCCGGCUGUAGUCAACACAUCCUGGACAAGUUCAUCCUGAAGGUGCUGGACCGACACUGGCACUCCAAGUGCCUCAAGUGCGUCGACUGUCAGACUCCGCUGGCGGACAAAUGUUUCUCCCGAGCAGGGAGCGUCUACUGCAAGGAGGAUUUCUUCAAGCGUUUUGGAACAAAAUGUGCAUCAUGCCAACAGGGGAUCCCUCCGACGCAGGUUGUGCGAAAGGCACAGGACUUUGUGUAUCACCUGCACUGCUUCGCCUGCAUCAUGUGCAGCCGGCAGCUGGCCACCGGGGACGAGUUUUACCUCAUGGAGGAUGGGAGGCUGGUGUGCAAGGUGGAUUAUGAGACGGCGAAACAAAACGAUGAUUCAGAGGCGGGGACCAAGCGACCGAGGACCACCAUCACGGCCAAGCAGCUAGAGACCCUCAAAAGUGCCUACAAAAACUCGCCGAAGCCAGCACGCCACGUCAGAGAGCAGCUGUCCUCGGAGACGGGGCUGGACAUGAGAGUAGUGCAGGUGUGGUUCCAGAACCGGCGAGCAAAGGAAAAGCGGCUGAAGAAAGAUGCAGGUCGACAUCGCUGGACCCAGUUUUAUAAAAGUGUCAAACGUAGCCGAGGAGGAACUAAAGUGGAGAAGGAAAGCUCGGCUGACGACGCAGGACUCAGUGACAGCGAACUGAGCUUCAGAGACGACCAGGUCCUGUCGGAUCUCGGCCACACCAACGGGCUUUACGGGAGCGUCGGGGACAUGACCAACAGCGGGGUGCUGAACGGCGGCUUCUCUGUCGACGCAGCGGGGCAACCCUACCACGACAUCCGGGCAGGAAGCCCCUAUGGUCUCCCCCAGUCGCCCUCCUCCAUCACGUCUCUGCCCGGCCACACCCCUCUCCUCAACAACCUGGGCUUCAGCAUGGACAGUCUGGUGGUGCAGGGCGGGCCGGGUGGCGUGGGACAGGCUCUGAGGGCCAUGGCAGGGGGCCCGACCUCAGACCUGUCCACGGGAAGCAGUACAGGAUACCCCGACUUCCCCACCAGCCCCGCCUCAUGGCUGGACGAGAUGGACCAUUCCCAGUUUUGAGUCUCGAACGCGGCAGAAGAUCUCUGUGGGGAUACGGCAAAACAGACUUAUGAGGCUUUACAUUUCUUUCUAUCACCCUCCAAGACUGGUAUGUUUUGUGAUUUUGGGUGAAGAGGAGGAGAAAGAGAAGAAGUGUGACUUUCAGUCCCUCAGCAGUUGUAAAGGUGAGGCAACGAUGAAGCCCGACCAGACGCAGUGAAGAACACCUCCAAACCGCUUGAAUGUUCAAUCUCAACACUGUAUCAUAGAACUUUUGGUAUCACCUGACUUUAUUUUGUUCUUUCACUCUGAGAAUGAGACUGGAUUUCGUUGGAUUAAUGCUCACAGAGGAGCUAAUACUGUCCCCGAAAAUAAACCAUCCCUGUCUAUCAGCUACAACAAUAGGGCUUCAAUCUAGAUCAAAGUCCCUAUGAGACCCAAGAGGCACCUGCAUGCUUCUGACCCAUAAUAAGUAGGACUGCUGUCUGGCCAUAUCAAAGCCUUUUACAUUGGCAAUGCACUUUACUCUCCUCUUCUUUUUUUCUACACAUAUAGACAGGAAUGCAGAGAGAGGAAGAGAGAAAAAGAGGAGAGACAUAUGCACAAGGCAAAAAACACAGUGUUUCAUUGGGAGAGAAAUUUACAAGAACAGUGGCACAAGUGUGAAUUUUGAACCAUGCUGAUGUUUUUUAAUGUGUUGCUGAAGCUUUCAAGUUAUUAGCAAAGUAGAUGGCCGUUGGUCUGUCUGUCCGUUCGUCCGUCUGUCCGUAGAAACUGAUGUGUCCUCUGUUUGAAUGAGGGCGAACACUGUUUGCUACACAGCAGGUCUCUCUUCUAUAUUUAUAGUUGCUUGACUUGUUCUUGUCUGUGUAAAAGCUGCCCGAGAGGGGAAGUCUGUCAGUAUUAAAUGAUCUGUUUCCAGACUCACCAGGCAUCAAAGCUCACGUGUUGGAGGACAGUCAAGAAGUUUAGGGUUUGGAGAAAUUCAACUCUAACCACUUUAGUAAUAUAUCACACAUCUAAAUUAUUAAUUUAUUUUCUUUUAAAUGCACAGAUGUAAGACAAGCAGAUGUCCAUUUAUAAGACAGAUUUGCAGAUUCCUUUGCAGAUAUUAUUAUCAAUUUAAAUACCUUGAAUUGACAUUAAAAACACCAACAAGUAUUAGCAGGAAGACGGAUAAAAGUCCCUUUGUGUUGGCUCUUCUGUUUCCUCAGUCUGAUCCGGGCUUCUCUUGGUAAUCUACUCAGUCCAGCAGAGCUCUAGCUUUGCCUGCUAUCAACCUACUUACUGACCCCAGAUGUGUUGUCAAUCUGUUCUCCCUCUGCCUGGCCCCCAUGUCACAGGGAUUACCACAGAGCCCCCCACUAUCAGGGCUGAUACCCUACUGUCGAUUCAGCGCUGGACUGAUAUGUUUCUGUCAGUUCUGGUCACAUCAGCCACAUCUUAAAGCCUCCCACGACAACCGAGACAGAGGAGUGAUUCACUGGAAGUUUCUGAUUCUCUUGAAAUGCAAACUCUCUUCUACCAGUUUGAUUUGACCUGUUGAGCAUGUCAGAACCAGUAGCUAUUUCGAUCUUAAGGAUUGCUUAAAAACACAUCCUUACUCCUAUUUCUGUUUCGUCAAUGGAAGAAAAGAAAUCGAAUCUCAUACGUGUGGUCACCUUUUCGAGAGAAAUUGCCAAGUUCUUUUUUUUAACCAGAGCAUCCUAUUUAAGAGCCAGAAAGCAACUCAACAAACAGAAAGUGACACCACUAGGAAUAUCGGGUAACACUUUGGAUUACAGCCCGCAAGUUGCAGCAUAAUUAUCUAGUAAAUACAUGGUAUCAAUAAAAUACUUACUGUAUGGCUGUGCUGGGAUUGAAAUAUAAGUGAAG